Messenger RNA from Ceratotherium simum simum (southern white rhinoceros), 845 nucleotides. It is a transcript of the gene MCUR1, whose product is annotated as mitochondrial calcium uniporter regulator 1. Gene Ontology annotation, cellular component: mitochondrion; mitochondrial inner membrane. The record is from RefSeq and is a predicted model, not a curated record. Gene Ontology annotation, biological process: calcium import into the mitochondrion; positive regulation of mitochondrial calcium ion concentration. Lineage: Eukaryota; Metazoa; Chordata; Mammalia; Perissodactyla; Rhinocerotidae.
AUGAGCAGCCAGAAGCCUUUGCUGUGGCAUAAAGCGCUCAGCUGCCAGCAUCGCCUUGCCCCGCGCACCCGCUGUGCCGCCGGCGCCCUCCACCUGUGCCACGGCCCGGCGGCCGGCCUCGCUUCCUCCAGGAGAGAGCUGAGCCUGUCUGCUGCGUGCUUGCAGCUGGAGCACAAGAGGACAGAUUUCACCUCUUCCGGGAGUAGGAAGCUCUACUUUGACACCCAUGCCUUGGUGUGUCUACUGGAAGAAAAUGGGUUUACUACGCAACAAGCAGAAAUCAUUGUAUCUGCACUGGUCAGGAUCGUGGAGGCCAACAUGAAUGUCGUCUACAAAGAUAUGGUCACCAAGAUGCAGCAGGAGAUCACUCUUCAGCAGAUAAUGUCUCAGAUUGCUAAUGUGAAGAAAGAUAUGAUUAUUUUGGAGAAGAGUGAAUUUUCAGCCCUCAGAGCAGAAAAUGAGAAAAUAAAGCUUGAAUUGCAUCGGUUAAAACAACAAAUAACGGAUGAAGUGAUCAAAGUCCGAACAGAUACCAAAUUAGACUUCAAUCUAGAAAAGAGCAGAGUAAAAGAAUUGUAUUCAUUGAACGAAAGGAAGCUGCUAGAAAUGAGGACAGAAAUGGUGGCAUUGCAUGCCCAGCAAGACCGGGCCGUCACCCAGACAGACAGGAAGAUAGACACUGAGGUCGCUGGCCUGAAAACCAUGCUCGAGUCACACAAGCUUGAUAAUAUUAAAUAUUUAGCAGGGUCUGUAUUUACAUGCCUAACAGUAGCUCUGGGAUUUUAUCGCCUGUGGAUAUAAUAAAGCAUCUAUUUGAAGAGAUCUCUAUUGUUUUGCCUGAAGAA